GACGCGCAUGCGCAUCUCGCUACGUCCCUCCUUUAAGAUAAGUAUGGUGGGCGAAGCGCGCCGGGCUAUUGUAGGUUAAAUUUAGUGACUUCGAGAGCUGCACACAAGUUUACAAGGUCGACCAACAUUUCAUGGAAGACGCGGAACUACAACUUUCAGACGCCCCCAUCACUGAAAUGCUGGACACUGAGUCCCCUGCCAUGGAGAGCAAUGGGGAUGCCUUUCUUCCUGACCUUCCUGUUAUAGGCCAAACUGCUGACUGGUCCCCUGACCAGGUUGCUCCAGAACCACUCACGAAUAUCUUACCCGAGGACUCUGAUGCGUCCCAGGAUGCUCCACUACAACUACAACAACAACAACAACAAUCCCCAAACGAGCAAAUGAGUUCCCCGGAGCUGGGAUCUGUGGAGAAGGCCGUGGAACAGUUUCAGAUUGCCAGUGCCCAGCUCUUCCAAGUUGAACAGCCACCACCUCCACCACUGCCCGCGGAAGAGGAAGAGCCGCCGCAGCCGCCAGCAGAACACGUACCGGAGCCUGUAGAACCUGAGCCAGAAGGCCAGGAGAUGACCGUUGCGCCAGAACCAACAGAUGGCACUGAGGUUCAGCAGAUGACAGAGGAUGGGAUGGAACUCGAAGAACCAGCCAGGGAGGCAACAGAAGAAGCUGUUGCUUUGGAGCCAAGUGAGUUUGAAAAACUCUUCAAACAAUGUGAGGAUAACCCAGAAGACUUCAAUGGCUGGGUCUACUUGCUGCAGUUUGUGGAGCAAGAGAAUUAUCUUCCAGCUGUGAGAAGCGCAUUUGAUGCUUUCUUCCUACAUUAUCCGUAUUGCUAUGGCUACUGGAAGAAGUACGCUGACAUUGAGAAAAAGCAUGAGAAUAUACAGGUUGCGGAAGAGGUAUACAGAAGAGGCUUACAGGCUAUCCCUCUCAGUGUGGAUCUGUGGCUGCAUUACCUGACCUACAUCAAAGAGAACUCUGACCUGAGUGACCCAGAGACCGAGGGGCGCAUCAGAGCUGCCCAUGAACAUGCAGUGCUCGCAGCAGGCACAGACUUUCGCUCAGACCGUCUUUGGGAGUCCUACAUCAGCUGGGAGACGGAGCAGGAGAAGCUGGCUAAUGUUACCGCCAUCUAUGACCGCGUCCUGGGCAUCCCAACCCAGCUGUAUUCCCAGCACUUCCAGAGAUUCAAAGAUCACGUGCAGAACAACAACCCCAAGCACUUCCUGUCAGAAGAGGAGUUUGUGCAGCUGCGGCUCGAGCUCUCCAAAGCCAGCCUAUUGGCGAUGAUUGGCGAGGUUGAGGAGACGCCCAUUGCCUCUGAGGACUUGCCGCCGGGCAUGGAUGAUCUCGUGGAUCCUGCAAAGAGAGUGACUGAGAUCGAGAACAUGCGCCACAAGGUGAUCGAGGUUCGGCAGGAAGUGUUCAACCACAACGAACACGAAGUCAGCAAGCGCUGGGCCUUUGAAGAGGGGAUAAAAAGACCAUACUUCCACGUGAAAUCCUUGGAGAAGACCCAGCUGAACAACUGGAAGGAGUACUUGGACUUUGAAAUUGAAAACGGGAUCCCUGAGCGCGUGGUCGUUCUCUUUGAACGAUGCCUCAUCGCUUGUGCUCUCUACGAGGAGUUCUGGACAAAGUAUGCAAAAUAUCUAGAAGGCUACAGCAUUGAUGGUGUUCGACAUGUCUACAAGAAGGCCUGCUCCACCCAUUUGCCCAGGAAGCCAGCCAUCCAUCUGCUGUGGGCCGCUUUCGAGGAGCAGCAAGGUAAUGUGGAGGAGGCCCGUGGCAUCCUGAAGUCGCUGGAGGAAGUGGUCCCGGGUCUGGCCAUGGUUCGUCUUCGGAGGGUCAGUCUUGAGCGUCGUCAUGGGAACUUGGAGGGGGCGGAGGCCCUGUUGAGGGAGGCCAUGGAGUCCGCGAAGAACGUCACGGAGACAUCGUUCUAUGCUGUGAAGCUGGCCAGGCAGAUGAUGAAGGUGCAGAGAAGUCUGAGCAAGGCCCGGAAAGUGCUGCUGGAUGCCAUCGAGAGAGACCAGACAAGUCCGAAGCUCUUUCUUAACCUGCUUGAGCUGGAGUACAGUGGGGAUGUGACGCAGAACGAGGCGGAGAUCUUGGCCUGUUUCGACCGAGCCUUGCAGAGCCAGAUGCCCCUUGAGUCGCGCCUCCUCUUCUGCCAGCGCAAGGUUGAGUUCCUCGAGGACUUUGGCAGUGACAUCAAUGUGCUUGUGGCUGCAUACGAGGAAAACGAAAAGCUACAGAAAGAAAGCGAAUCCUCAAAGAGGAAGGCCGAGAACGGGUAUGACAGCUCCCAGGAGCCUGAUGCCAAGAGGCUGCGUAUGGAGGACGGUACUAUGGGAGACGUCUCCGCGGCGACGGACCCAAACGCGAGCAACUCUGCAUACAACAGCUGGUACCAGCAGCAAUAUGGCGGUUGGGGACAAAACUCCUGGGGACAGUACAACCAGUAUGCCCAGUACAACCAGUACUACCCUCCUCCCCCAACAUGAUGAAUGAAAUCCGGACAUUAAGAUGGAGACUCGGAGGAAGACAUCCUUUCUGACCUGCCUAAAAUGUCUAAACAGGGCUACUUAAUAUGUUGUCAUGGAGAUUUUCAACCAAUGAAGCUGUUAGUUUCUUCUUUCUGGUUUAAAGUGUGCAGCCCAUUGGUUGAAAUAAUAACACACACAGGGCUCCGUGACAGUCAUCUUGAUUGGUCAUGUUUAAUAAAAAAAAAAAACAAUGAAUUGCUACAUUCAUCUCCAACACAGGCUACUUUCUUUGGUUCUUUAAUGCAUGUUAUUUGUGAAGGCAGAUAUUUUUUUUUUCUUGUGAUUAAAGCAUUUUAAUUCUUAGAUUGUUUGACUUGGUCUCUUUCUUUGCGCUUUUAAGAUUUAAACUUGUAAAGGAAGCAAACUGUGAUGUCCCUCUGAGUCUCGCUCACCCUACCAACCUGAAAGAUUUUUAAUGUUAUGCUUAAUGUUUCCAUAGAGAAAAUGAAGAGUUCCCUUUUUUUUUUAUUUUGUCUUGAUUUCAUAAUAAAGAGAUUAAUUUCCCGAA
Messenger RNA from Pungitius pungitius (ninespine stickleback), 3054 nucleotides. RefSeq names its product PRP39 pre-mRNA processing factor 39 homolog (yeast) (gene prpf39). The coding region runs from base 132 to 2504 and encodes 790 amino acids. Gene Ontology annotation, cellular component: U1 snRNP; commitment complex; U2-type prespliceosome. Lineage: Eukaryota; Metazoa; Chordata; Actinopteri; Perciformes; Gasterosteidae. Gene Ontology annotation, biological process: RNA processing; mRNA 5'-splice site recognition. The transcript has 15 exons. Gene Ontology annotation, molecular function: pre-mRNA 5'-splice site binding; protein binding. The record is from RefSeq and is a predicted model, not a curated record.